GCAUUUGUUACCAGAUGUCAUCACGUACACUUUGAAUGUUAUCGGCAUCAUCACCACGAACCUCGAAUGACAUACUUUGGGCGUGACAGCAUGCGAAUAACCCGAGGAGCUGAAGCAUGGAGGCGGUUCUGAGCAGGCUGAGGGGGCUGAGUGCCGACGAACUGCGCGAGGAGUUUGCCCGGGCAGAUCUGAAGUGCGGCCCUAUCACAGCUACCACGCGAGCCACCUUUGAGAGGAAGCUGGCCCGAGUGCUCGCCGGACCAGAGAGCAGUGCCACCGAAACGGACAGUAGCUCGUCCACAGGCGUCUCAGCCAGCGUGGCUUCUAUUGCCGAACAUGCCAAACCUGUGUCAUGUGCCACCUCAGCAGUUGCAACUACUGCUGCAUCUACCAGCAGACCCCCUGAGGCUGCCAGCGAUGAAAUUGACUUUGGCUACGGUGUGGGUCUCAACCCUCCAGAGGAAGAAGAGAUCUCAGUAAAAACAUCCUCAAACGUCUCUGCUGUAGGCAGUAACUCUCAAUCCAAAACAGAGACUCCGUCAAAGGCUGCACAAGUGUCCCCAACCUUGUAUUAUGGAGUAUGUCCGCAGUGGGAGGAUGUUUUGGCUAGAACUGAGAAAGCACAUGUAUAUACAGACAAGAAAGAUGCCCUUCAAGCUGUAAAGAUGAUGAAGGGAGCCCGCUUCAAACCCUUUUCCAACCGUGAGGAUGCUGAGAAGUUUGCCAAGGGCAUCUGUGACUAUUUCCUCUCUCCAAACAAAUCUGCACCCUGUGUGUCUCCUGUCAAACCAGGCCUGGUCAUUAGUAAAGAUAACAUGGAGGUUGAUACCAUUAACCGUGAGCGGGCCAACAGUUUCAAGAGCCCACGCACCCAGGACUUGACGGCCAAGCUGAGGAAAGCUGUGGAAAAGGGCGACGAGGGGGCCUUCAGUGACCUGGUCUGGAGCAAUCCACGCUAUCUCAUUGGCUCGGGGGAUAAUCCCACUAUUGUGCAAGAGGGCUGUCGGUACAAUGUAAUGCACGUGGCAGCCAAGGAGAACCAGGGGGGCAUCUCCCAGCUGCUGCUGGACACCUUGGAGAACCCAGAGUUCAUGCGCCUCAUGUAUCCAGAUGACCAGGAAGUCAUGCUGCAGAAACGGAUCCGCUACAUUGUAGAUCUUUACCUCAACACUCCAGAUAAGGCUGGAUUUGAAACACCACUCCACUUUGCCUGUAAGUUUGGGUGCCCAGAGGUGGUCAAUGUCCUGUGCUCACAUCCUGACAUCGAUAAGAACUGCAAGAACAGAGAUGGCUACAUGCCUUGUGAUCUUAUUUGUAGCAGGAAAAAUAAAACACAAGAAGUGAAACAGAAGAUAAACGACUAUUUGGAGGAUCGCUGCUAUAUUCCUUUGCUGAGAGCAACCGACAACAGCUCUCAGCCCAUCAUCGGUGCUACUUGGUCACCCGAGUCCUCAGACAGUUUCUCUUUCACCCAACGGCAUACAAGAAGCCCGAUGGAUCCGGUGAUGACUGUCACUGCCUUUGCUGGACCACUGAGCCCCUCUAAAGCAAACGACUUUCGCCGCUCCUGGAAGACGCCGCCCAGAGGCCGAGCCGAGAUGUUCCACCACAUCCUCAAGUCUGAUCCCGACCGUGGGGCAGAGAGAGUGGGCAGGGACCUGGCUCAUGAGAUGGGCCACCCAUGGACUGAGUACUGGGACUUCCUUGACAGUUUUGUGGAUAUGUCAUCGACUGAGGGGCUCCGCAAGCUGGAAGAGUAUCUGAGCAAGAGGGACUUCAGCCAACGUGCUCACGAAGAGGCCGGGGAGAAUGAGGCCAGCAACAGGUUUAAAACCCCCUCUCCAGGCAAGCCCCAAAAGUUCUGCAACUCCAUCUCUGUUGGUGCCUUCCUGGACGAGGGUGAUGACAUCAGCCUUGAGGAGAUGAAGAACCGACAGAACGCAGCACUCACCAGCAUCACCUCCUCUGCUGCAUCUAAGGAUGGCCUGAAGGGAGCGGUGGGCGGUCGCGAGUUCCACAUCUUGCCCAUGGCGCUGCACCACCGCGGGGCCGACCUGAUCGAGACGGCAGCCGAGCAGGACCUGCUGUGCUGCUGCGACGACAGCCUGCUGUCACCCGGCGUCGCCUGCAAAAACGGGCUGUGCUCCUCCUCAAGAGAUAGGACUCACAACGGAGACAAGGUGUCUCCCCGUACCUCCCCGUCCUCCUGCCUGCUGUCGCCCAUCUCCAACCUCAUGGUGGAGUUUGAGCGCAUGUCACUGCAAGAGCCGUUGGACAGCCCCACCAGCUGCAGAGAGAGGAGGAGCAGUGGAGGGAGCCGGCACAGGGAGCUGAGGGACUCCUACAGCUCCUCCUCAGCUACAGACCUGAGCUCCGGGCUGAACCGCGUGUCUCUGGGUCACAGCAGCCAGGACGCUGAGGCCGUGGAGGGGCCAGGAUGGAGAACAGAGGGAGGAGAGGCGGAGGAGAGGCGCAGCAGCGGCAGCUCAGAGGAGUACUUUGAAGCAGAGGAGAGCCUGGAGAUGUUGGGCAGGACUAGGGGGUUGGUAUCAGGGGGACGCAACAUCUGUGCAAGGUCCAAAUCAUGGGAUCACGGGGGGAGGGACCUGAGCAGCUCAGGAUCAUCAGGGUCCUCUUAUAAGUCCUUAGAUAACUCCCACGAGUUCCUACCCAGGACCCCACCGCACAUUAGAAAAGGACUUUUCAUCGACGGGGAUUCACCAACCAAGUUGGACAGAGAGGUCAUGUCAGCGUUAGAAGGCACAGAUAUCGAUCCCCAAAAGUAUCCCAGCAUUCAUAAGUGGAAGAGCACAAUGAAGUCGUUCUCUACAACAGACAUGCAGAGCUGGACUAGCCCUGCGGUGGUAAAACCAAGACUCAGGAUGCAGCCUCAGACUCCCGGCUCCCCGGUCAGCGGCCUGAUGUCACCCACCGGACGCUUCAGUCCCGCCCGGCAUGCCGCCUCACCAGACUUCAGCCCCAGCCGUUACAGCCCUGCCAAUGCUAGCUACAUCCAGCGCAUCCGCCUCAAGCACUUGAACGAGCCUCCGAUCUAACCACCACCUACUCCUUCCCCCAUGCCUCCAACCACUGCGGCCAUACCCUCUACGAGCUCUAAACCCACCCACCUCCACCUCCGCCCCCUUCCUUUCUUCCCACUCCCAACCCAGCUGCACCAAGGUGACUACACCAGAGCUUAGAAACCACAUACAUAACAGAAAUAUGCACAAGUGUGUGGAAGAUUUGUAUUAAUGAUGUAUGGUACUACUCCUAUGUAAUACAGGAAUUCUCAUCAUGUUAGGUUGUAAUGUACACUCAAGACUCUAAAAAAGGAAAAAAAAAGAAAACUUGAUGAUGUAUGUACUGUAUGGGUGUGGACCGUGUUGAAUUGACGGUAAUGUUAUUUGUGGCAAGUGGACGCACCUGUAUCAUAGCCUGAGUCAACUUUUUUGGAUAUCGUGAGUACAAGCCGCACUCCCCAGAAUUAGUUCGUCACUUUAAAAAAAACAAAAAAACAAAAAAAAAACCUUAGUGUGGAAUCCUCAAACCAGAUUCUGUCACUGAAGAUGUUCUUAAGAAAAAAGAAAAAAAAAGUAAAAUGUCAAUAUUUUAAAAAUUAUUUUUUGUAUGUUGGUCAGUAGCACAAAAAUUAAAUGUUUUUAUUAAUGGUGUUAAAACCGACUGCCAUUUCCUAUGUUUUCCUCAGUUCAGGAAUUGCCUUAAUUUUUCGAAGCGACUAGUUCCGUCAGUUCGGACACGCUCUCUAGCUCAUACAAUAAAAUAUCUGGAAAUCCUCUGACUUACAUUGGUCACAGGUGACGACGGCAAAACGCGGGUGGGAAAAACUGAUGAGACUGAGAUCUUCCAUGCUUUUCUUUUCUUCAAUAAAAACGGAUACAUUUCCCAUCUUUUCUCGGUGGUUCCUGGACACGUCUUGACUUUUCCUUUCUGUCACUGUCGGCGGCCUUAGACUGUGCAAUUUUUUUUGCUUAUCUUUUUUUUCUUUUUUGAAAUAUCUUUGAAACACAAGCAUCUCCCACAGUGUGAGAAUAAAUAAUAAAAUACACACCCAUCAGUAAAGUCAUUUCAGUUUGUCUUGUCUGGGCUUAACUUGAAAAGCACCCAGACUGAGACCAACUUAAAGCUACAUUAAGCGAUUUUUUUUAUCCAGGAGGUGGGCAGAAAGAUUUCAAAACUUAACAGCUACAGAAUUCUGAUAUAUUAACUUACUCUUGCCUAUAAUGGCCAUCUUUAUAUGAAAAAAAAAGCUGCCUUAUGCUUAGAGAACACAAUUCGCGAAGAGCUGCAUAUAGUUGGGUGUUGAUUCCCAGUGAGCUCAGCAGCACUCACAACCCCCUCACAAGUAAUUCAAAUGUGUUAAGUUCAAAGUGCUUAAUAUAGCUUUAAUGUUAUGAAUCUCUUCAGUCAAAUUGGCUAACCGUUAAUUCAUGUAAACACAGCAGGUUUUAGUCUAAUGGUGGAAUGUGAAUGUGUGAAAUCCUGCUGUUUCCAAAUGAUUUGUAAUUUAGAGUUAAAUUCACUGCUGUAUGAGGGCUUAUCAGCUACGUCUAGGACUAAAGAGCCAUUCAUUUUAAAUAUUCAGAUUGCCACACUACUUCUAGGUUGAAAGAAACAAUGUUCUGAAUGUAUUAUUUUUGUUUGUGAACUAAACCUUUAUCCGAGAGCACAAACUACUUCACUGAGAAGAUUGUAUUGUCAUCCGUGUGCUCUCAGGUGACAGCGGAUCUAAUUCUGGUCUCUGAAUGUUUAUGAAUGUGGAACUUUGCAAAAAUGCACCUAAAAAACUUAAAACAUGCUUCUUGUGCUUUUAGCAUUCUGUGCUUUAUUAAAAAAAAAAAAAAAACAACUCAUGGUGAAUUCUCUUUCUGUAUGUCUAGACCUCAUUUGCUUUCAACUAAUCAAUAAAACAUCACUCCUA
Scomber japonicus (chub mackerel) is the source of this 4939-nucleotide messenger RNA. RefSeq names its product ankyrin repeat and LEM domain containing 2 (gene ankle2). Gene Ontology annotation, molecular function: protein phosphatase 2A binding. The transcript has 13 exons. Gene Ontology annotation, biological process: negative regulation of phosphorylation. Gene Ontology annotation, cellular component: endoplasmic reticulum. Lineage: Eukaryota; Metazoa; Chordata; Actinopteri; Scombriformes; Scombridae. Bases 117 to 3056 code for a protein of 979 amino acids. The record is from RefSeq and is a predicted model, not a curated record.